AUAGCUCCGGGCGUUCGCUUGACAAGAUGGCGGCGGUGGGGCGGUGUUUUCGUGUCUGAGUCCUUCUCGGGUUCUAAGGCGGGCGCGGUUCUGCUGGGCCCGGCCCGCGAGGUCUAAGGCAUGGGCUUCCAGUCUCCGGCCGCUCUUCUUUUGAGGCUUCUCCUUCUGCAGGGCGUCCUGAGGCUGGUGUGGGGGGACCUGGCUUUCAUCCCUCCUUUUAUCCGAAUGUCCGGCCCUGCGGUCAGCGCAUCCCUGGUCGGAGACACCGAGGGCGUGACCGUGUCCCUGACCGUGCUGCAGGACGAGGCGGGAAUAUUGCCAGUUCCGACGUGUGGAAUGCUGAGCAAUGAGACGGAAGACUGGAGUGUGACUGUGACCCCUGGUGCGGUAAGGCAGAACCCUAACUGUGGUCCUCCUUGUGCUUCCGGAACUGAAUUUUUCUGUUGUGUGUACCUUUCAGAGAACGUGACUGUCAUUCCUAACCAGGUGUAUCAGCCCCUUGGCCCUUGUCCUUGUAAUUUAACAGCUGGGGCCUGUGAUGUUCGCUGCUGCUGUGACCAGGAAUGCUCAUCAAAUUUAACAGAGCUGUUCAGACUGUCCUGCUUCACCGGUGUGUUUGGAGGAGACGUCAGUCCUCCUUUUGAUCAACUCUGCUCUGCUGGGACAACGACACACAGUGUCCCCGACUGGUUUCCCUUUCUGUGUGUGCAGUCGCCCCUUGCCAACACGCCCUUCCUUGGUUACUUCUACCAUGGUGCCGUUUCCCCCAAACAGGAAUCUUCCUUUGAAGUAUAUGUGGAUGCUGACGCAAAAGACUUUGCAGACUUUGGUUACAAACAAGGAGAUCCCAUUAUGACUGUAAAGAAGGCAUAUUUUACUAUUCCGCAGAUGUCCCUGACUGGGCAGUGUAUGCAGAACGCCCCCGUGGCAUUUCUUCACAAUUUUGAUGUUAAAUGCGUUACUGAUUUGGAAGUAUACCAAGAACGAGAUGGUAUUAUCAAUGCGAAGAUAAAGAAUGUUGCCUUAGGAGGUAUAGAACGUCCCAGUAACAGUCAGGCUCAAAGACGGUCUUUAAUUUAUGAACAUAUUCUUGUAUUUGCAGAAACUCCUUUAAAUAACAGAUCAGCCCCCAGAAUCGUGAAUGUGGAAGAACAUUAUAUUUUCAAAUGGAAUAAUAAUACCAUCAGUGAUAUCAAUGUCAGAAUUAUUAGGGCAGAGAUUAAUGCCCACCAGAAAGGGAUAAUGACACAGAGAUUUGUAGUAAAAUUUUUAAGCUAUAAUAGUGGUAAUGAAGAAGAAUUAUCUGGAAAUCCAGGUUACCAACUUGGCAAGCCUGUCCGAGCUCUAAAUACCAACAGGAUGAAUAAUGUCACGACUUUAUAUCUUUGGCAGUCGGCUGGAAGGGGUUUGUGUACAUCAGCAACUUUCAAACCCAUUUUAUUUGGAGAAGAUGUCCUCUCUGGAUGCCUGUUAGAGGUCGGGAUUAAUGAGAAUUGUACUCAGCUCAGGGAGAAUGCUGUUGAAAGACUUGAUUCAUUAAUACAAGCGACUCACGUUGCAAUGAGAGGCAACUCCGAUUACACUGAUCUUAGUGAUGGCUGGCUCGAAAUAAUACGUGUAGAUGCCCCUGACCCAGGUGCAGACCCACCGGCUAGCAGUUUGAACGGCAUCUGCCUGGACGUUCCUGCUCGGCUGAGCAUCCGCAUUCUCAUCUCGGAUGCUGGUGCAGUGGAAGGGAUUACUCAGCAGGAGAUACUUGGCGUAGAGACAAGGUUCUCCUCAGUGAACUGGCAGUACCAGUGUGGGCUUACCUGUGAUCACAAGGCCGACCUUCUCCCUAUCAGUGCAUCUGUCCAGUUUAUUAAAAUUCCUGCACAGUUACCCCGCCCCCUGACAAGAUUCCAGAUCAAUUAUACAGAGUAUGACUGCAACAGAAAUGAGGUGUGUUGGCCGCAGCUUCUAUAUCCAUGGACUCAGUAUUAUCAAGGGGAGCCGCAUUCUCAAUGUGUUGCCAAGGGCUUACUGUUGCUGUUGUUCCUCACAUUGGCCAUGUUUCUCAGCAACCCCUGGACCAGAAUAUGCAAAGCCUAUAGUUAGACAACCACCUGGCCUUUUUUUUUUUUUUUUUUUUUGAGAUGGAGUUUUGCUCUUGUUGCCUAGGCUAGAGUGCAAUGGCGUGAUCUCAGCUCACCGCAACCUCCUCCUCCUGGGUUCAAGCGAUUCUCCUGCCUCAGCCUCCGGAGAGUUGGGAUUACAGGCACGUACCACCAUGCCUGGCUAAUUUUGUAUUUUUAGUAGAGACAGGGUUCCACCAUAUUGGCCAGGCUGCUCUCGAACUCCUGACCUCGUGAUCCACCCAUCUCAGCCUCCCAAAGUGCUGAGAUUACUGGCAUGAGCCACCGCACCCGGCCUUUUUUGUUUUUGUUUUUGUUUUUUUGAGACAGGGUCUCACUCUGUCACCCAGGCUGGAGUGCAGUGCACAAUCUCAGCUCACUGCAAUCUCUGCCUCCCAAGCAAUCUUCCCACCUCAGCCUCCGGUGUAGCUGGGACCACAGAUUCUCUACCACGCCUGGCUAUAUUUUUGGUAAAGACGGGGUUUCGCCAUGUUGUCCAGGCUGGUCUGUAACUCCUGAGCUCAAAUGAUCUGCCCACCUCGGCCUCCCAAAGUGCUGGGAUCACAGAUGUGAGCCACUGUGUCCGGUCCAUCUGACUUCUCAAAGACUUUAGACCUUGACUUCAGUGAUUUGUUGUAGUCUUGUAUGCUUCUCUGUAAAAUUUUAAUAAAUGAAAUGUCUUAUUUUUGCAGAAAAUGUU
Molecule: messenger RNA, 2814 nt
Organism: Mandrillus leucophaeus (drill)
Lineage: Eukaryota; Metazoa; Chordata; Mammalia; Primates; Cercopithecidae
Gene: TCTN2
Product: tectonic family member 2
Exons: 17
Coding region: 121-2097 (658 amino acids)
Biological process (GO): cilium assembly; smoothened signaling pathway; protein localization to ciliary transition zone
Cellular component (GO): MKS complex
Source: RefSeq, a predicted model, not a curated record